UAUGCUAAGGAAAUAGCAUUGCCACAGGAAAUAGCCGUGUAGAGCAAACAUAAGACUUGUCCUACUCCUCUUGCCUUUAAGCCUUUUACUUGUACUAACGCAAGAUCGUCUUUUUUCAAGUAAUAACGUACACUAUUAGGUGCAAAAUGAAAGAUGUAACCUAAAUGAGUGCGGAUAACGUGUACGAUGCGUUCUUGCUAACAUUAACUUGCCCCAUUCGGAUUGCCCGGAUAUGAUAUGAUAUGUUACUUUUCGUGGCACGAAGGUCAAAAUCAUCUAUGGACUGGACGUAACGAAGAUUGGACGCUUUUUCUACAAUACUUCCAAGUUUGAAGGGUGAAACUAGCCAUAACGUUGGCCUUGCUGUUACUUUUCACCACAGACACAUGUUGCCUCUUCGAUAAUCCUGUGAGACAUGGAUUUCCUCACUUUAUUUGCCAUCUACGUGGCGGUGGUCCUGACGUGCAUCAUCUUAAUUUGCAAAUAUUCAGGACGUGAGCAUAGUCCACUUAAUAGCCUCCUCAACAUUUUAUCAAAGGUAUUUGCACCAAUCACCCCAAAAUGGCUUCAGCAGUUUUGUCAGAGGGCCUUGCACAGACUGUUUCAUAAAAGGAACAACGUGCUAAUUUAUCUGCAAUUCCUGUUGGUUGGAGCUGUGUAUGCAGAGUUCACCUAUGAAGUUUUGGGUUUCUGCAAAGAGAUGGGUAGUUCUCUGACCAGCCUGUCCGUGCCUUACGUCCUACUCGCCUUCGAGACUCUGUUCUUCUACCUUUGCGUCAAGAGAGAUCCAGGCACUGUGACAGAGAAGACAACCUCAAGCCAGUUGUACAUGUAUCCGUACGACAACAGGCUGUUUCACCCUUACACCCAUUGCCCAACAUGUAAUCUUAUCAAACCUGCCCGCUCAAAGCACUGCAGAGUGUGCGAGAGGUGCGUUCAGCGUUUCGACCACCACUGCGUCUGGAUGAACACCUGCAUUGGCGCCUACAACACACGUUAUUUCCUGCUUUACUUGUUCUGCUUAUGUGCCAUGGCGGCCGACAUCGCCUUCCUGACUGGCACCAUGCUGCUUGAAGUUGUGCUGCAAUCAGGGCUCUUCUGGGCCAAAUACAUCGAUGAACACGGCCAGCAACAGCCAGCUGGUCCUCAGUUUGUCAUCCAACAUCUGUUCCUGACCUUCCCUCGAAUCGUCUUCAUGCUGGGAUUUGUAGUCUUUAUCUUCCUUCUGCUUGGCGGUUACACUCUAUUCAAUUUCUUCUUAGCACUCGUCAAUCAGACUUCCUAUGAGUGGUACAGAAGUCGAUCCCACUCUUGUGAACAUUGUUAUCCAACUUUAAAAGCUGAUGAAUUGAACGGCGCGACAGCUCACUCGAAACGAUUUUACUACAGUCGAGGCUUACUUAGGAAUUUGGGAGAGAUUUUUUUCCCUCAAAGACCUGUUGGGAAAAAAGACAGAUGAUCGUCACUAUGUUUGUCGUCCCAUCAACAACUGACGGGCUAGAAAAGUCCUCUAAAGAAGAACAAAAACUUUUUUCCCAAUUUAUUGUUACAUCACUCACAUAGUAAAGAAGAUCUGGACGUAGACCCGUGAAGUCCAUAUUUGGGCGGUGUGCGGUAUCUACAUUGGGAGAACUUGGGAGUAUUUGAUACACUGCCAAUGGGUUUUCCCAUUGGCAGUGUAUCAAAUACUUGCUCUCCCCACUGUACGUGGGUAUAGCAGAGUGGGAAACUACGCUCUGACUGUAAGAAUUCCGAGAUUUUUCCAGAAAUGCAAGUGGCCCACGCGCCUUAUUAAUUUUAUUAUUGAUUGUAGUACCAAAAAAAUGACCUCCAGUACAGUUGGCACGAAGAAUUCAUGUCACCGUACAGUCCAAAUUCAAAGUUUGAACUUGGCUUGAAAUAGGUUUAUUUUGAUAGCAAAAUCAGGCAUUUUAGAAUGGAGGAACCUGCUCUCUUAUGAAACCAGAUGAACUAAACCCACUGACCAAAGUCCAUGUUACUGCAGGCUUUUACAUGUACUGGAUUUAAUUUGGUAAAAUCUCAGUCACUCAUUGAACCAAUUUUUGCUGUUAUGAACUUUUUGUUGUUGUACGUGAAGGGAUUUCUUGGUAAAAUAUUUUUCUAAUAUAUUACUGUAUUUGGACAAGUGUGCCUUUUUCUUUUUAACUACCGGUAAUAAAUGGUUGCAUUUGUAA
Corythoichthys intestinalis (scribbled pipefish) is the source of this 2195-nucleotide messenger RNA. RefSeq names its product zinc finger DHHC-type palmitoyltransferase 4 (gene zdhhc4). Gene Ontology annotation, cellular component: endoplasmic reticulum; Golgi apparatus. The transcript is spliced from 6 exons. The record is from RefSeq and is a predicted model, not a curated record. The coding region runs from base 416 to 1459 and encodes 347 amino acids. Gene Ontology annotation, molecular function: protein-cysteine S-palmitoyltransferase activity. Gene Ontology annotation, biological process: peptidyl-L-cysteine S-palmitoylation; protein targeting to membrane. Lineage: Eukaryota; Metazoa; Chordata; Actinopteri; Syngnathiformes; Syngnathidae.